AAAAUCCCAUUCGCUGGAUGUUCCCAUCCCUGACUACCUGCAUCAAAAGCCAAUACCGAGCGUCUUCCCAGAUAGCUAACGUGCGCUGGAGGGAAUCGAGUUGUGGCUUGGUGGUUGGGUGCCCUAUGCUAGGGUUGGGCUCGGGCAUUGGGAGUUUAAGUGUCAGGUUGGGCAGGCCUAGAUGGUCUGGCCCAUUGCCACCCUAGUGCCCUAGCUUUUAGGUAGGCCAUAUGACUUAACCGGGCCGGGCCUAUGCUUGUCAAAGGGCUGUGACUGACAUUUUCUGGGAUUUUACUUGCGCUUUGGUUACAACUGAUUGCAUUACUCGGUACAUUGUUGGACAGGCAGAGAGAGAGAGAGAGAGAGAUGGAAGAUGAUAAUGACUUCACCUUUUGUCAGGUUGGUUUAGAAACAGAUGAAGACCAUUUGGAGUCUCCCAAAACCAUACCCAACAUUGCCAGCAUCACGAUCAAGGAUGGCGAUUCGACUGGUCUGAGUUGUAAUACAGUCAAUAAUUCUCUACAGGAGCAUAAUUCAUCAUAUGAUGCGACGUCCACUAAGUCGGGAACUGACUGUUCUUUGAACUUUAAGGUUAUCCAUAGGCCACUUCCAAAAUUCAAAGCAGGUGUGUCAUUGCAACGAUGUCUUGGGGAUUCAGUUCAUGGUUCCAUGCAAAAGAAGGAUGUUACAGAAAAGUCCACCACACGUUCAAAGUUCCUUUUUGAGAAAGGGUUUAGCCAAAUGGACUGGUUGAAGAUCGCGCGGACACAUCCUGACCUUGCAGGAUUAAGGGGGCAGUCAAAUGAACGGUUGAUUUCUAUGGACGAGGUUAAGCAACACAAAACCGAUAGCCCUAUUUGGACGGUUUUAAAAGGACGUGUAUACAACAUUUCACCCUACCUGAAGUUCCACCCUGGAGGGGUCGAUAUGUUAAUGAAGGCAGCUGGAAAAGAUUGCACCUCAUUAUUCAACAAGUACCAUGCUUGGGUGAAUGCUGAAUUCUUGCUGGAGAAGUGCCUGGUUGGCACCUUAGACGACAACUGAUGAAGGACAACCACAGAUCACUGGCCGAGUUACUGGGCCCAGUCUUCUUUGCCGUGUAAAUUAUAACUUUUUGCUGCCUCUGAACCUUAUAUUAUAAUUCCAUGUGUAUCAUAAGUGAUUAUACGUCCCCCAAUU
Messenger RNA from Magnolia sinica, 1179 nucleotides. Its product is annotated as cytochrome b5 domain-containing protein RLF-like. NCBI's taxonomy places the organism in Eukaryota, Viridiplantae, Streptophyta, Magnoliopsida, Magnoliales, Magnoliaceae. The transcript has 6 exons. The record is from RefSeq and is a predicted model, not a curated record. Bases 367 to 1044 code for a protein of 225 amino acids. Gene Ontology annotation, molecular function: heme binding.